Molecule: messenger RNA, 1015 nt
Organism: Scaptodrosophila lebanonensis
Lineage: Eukaryota; Metazoa; Arthropoda; Insecta; Diptera; Drosophilidae
Gene: PGAP2
Product: post-GPI attachment to proteins factor 2
Exons: 2
Coding region: 116-874 (252 amino acids)
Biological process (GO): GPI anchor biosynthetic process
Cellular component (GO): Golgi membrane; endoplasmic reticulum membrane
Source: RefSeq, a predicted model, not a curated record
AGGUUAAGUGGUUACAGUUACUUUUAUUAAUUGGGCUUAAGCGUGGAAUUGAGCGCGUGUGAAGAAUGAGCAGUAGACGCAUCGACUGAAUCCCGGCUCCGUCUCCCUCGCCAUCAUGCUGCCCCUCAACGAUUCCAAGUCGCGGGUGCUGCUACGUCUGCCAUUCGCCAAGCUGGCUGUGACUGCUCUGAUUCUGCCACUGGGUGCCUUCUUUUUUUGUGUCAUCUGGUCGCUGACGUUUGAUUUUGUGCGCUCCACAUUCACGCACUGUGACGUCUCCAACUACUUGCCCUCGGUUUCGGCCGCAAUUGGAAACUAUGAGCCACAGAAGACUGUUUGGCGGUUGGCCAUCUUUCUGCAUCUACCGCUGCGUCUGUCAGUGGCGAAAAUGUAUCUAGGAUAUUACAGGGAUCACAUCAAACGCAACCGCCGUAUGUUUGGCAUCUUGGCCUGCACUUUAAACAUUAUCGAGAAUUUCGCACUCUUCUGCCUCUCGCUAUGGACAUCGGCUGACAACUACGAGAUACACCGGAACUCGUUUGUUGUGUUCAUAGCCUGCAGUGAGUGCUACAUGCUGAUCUCGUAUCUGUUAAAUAGGAAUGCGCGCAAGAUGAAUUUGAUGCCGCGUGAGGAGAAGUCGUUGCGAUUCAAGCGAAACCUGUUCUUCAUCAAUGUGAUCGCAUUUGGAUUGGCCGGUUACUGCUUUGUGCGGCACAAUAAUCGUUGCGAAACGGGCGUCUACACCUUCUUCGCGCUUUUUGAGUAUAUUGUGGUGCUGACUAAUAUGGGCUUCCACAUGACAGCUUAUUGGGACUUUUAUGGCCUAAACGUAGUACUGGAUGCCAAGGAUGGGAUCUAUUUAUCGCAUUUGUAGUUAGCAACACGAGCAAUCCUUCCUUCAUUUGUAUAUAUGUACGCGGUAUUAGCUUAAGCUCAAAGUUUACUUAAUUUUAAACCAAAUAGUAGCAUUUUUUAUUUGCAAUAGAAUAGUUGGCUAUGAGCACACAUUUUCAAA